Messenger RNA from Acipenser ruthenus (sterlet), 2756 nucleotides. Its product is annotated as rab-3A-interacting protein-like. The record is from RefSeq and is a predicted model, not a curated record. Gene Ontology annotation, cellular component: Golgi to plasma membrane transport vesicle. The transcript has 14 exons. Lineage: Eukaryota; Metazoa; Chordata; Actinopteri; Acipenseriformes; Acipenseridae. Gene Ontology annotation, biological process: exocytosis. Gene Ontology annotation, molecular function: guanyl-nucleotide exchange factor activity. The coding region runs from base 518 to 1891 and encodes 457 amino acids.
GCGUAGUUGACAGCCACGCAGAGAUAGAAGCAGGUAUAACAGGAGGUGUACUGUGGUGCACUGUUGUCUAGUGUAAAUGUCUUGUUGGUCCAUUCAUGUCCGAAAGAAAACGUACCAUAAAAAUUCGGGACUGUAAUCAGUUUGUCCUAUUCCUUUCGUCGUGAGGUUUGAGGAGAACGUCUGCAUCCGAUCAAACAAGAGGGAAGAGAUCUCUACCGAUUUGGCUCCAUGCAACAAUACAGUCGGGUGUGACUUUAUCCCCCACUAAAACAGGGUCUGGCUCUAACUGCAAUGCAAUGGGAGACACUGGAAACUACAAAGACAUACCCAUUAUGAUGUGUUAAACUAUCAAGUCUGCUACACAAGCAUCACACUACAGUACUUGAGGUCACCAGUAGGGAAACUGUCCAGCAACUUUUCACAGAAUGAACUCGAGCAAGGUGUCAGAUUGAAAGCAGGAAUCCUAAAGACCUCUCUUCAUCCAAAGGGCAGGGAUCUGUAUGAUGAGUUGUAUGAAAUGGCAAGUGACUCCCUUGAAGGCUUUCAUGAAGUUAACCUGGCUUCCCCCACCACCCCAGACCUGCGCACAGUGCUUGAGGCUCGACACCUCAAGCAGUCCGCCGCCGCGGCCAUCCUGUACCGCACUCGCCCGUCAGUGAGCUCCAGCCCCGGCCCGCCCAACACCCUGGACGCGGCACAGCUGCCCACCCAGCCCGUAUACUCCACACCCAGGCACCUGAGCACCGACGAGGCCUCCAGCGGCAGUGUCCUGGCAGCGGACGUUCAGAUCGCUGUGCCCUGCUCUUCCUCCGGCUCCCAGCAUCAUGCCUCCCGGUACGAGCCUGCGUGCCUGGGGGCAGAGUUCCUCGAUGGCAGCCCGGGAGAUCGCGGGGGUGAGGAGAGUGGGGAUGUCUUUGGGCUGAGCACAGACAGCCUGUCUCACCUGAGGAGCCCCUCCGUUAUGGAAGUAAGAGAAAAAGGUUAUGAGAGAUUGAAGGAGGAGCUUACUAAAGCACAAUGGGACCUUAAGUUAAAAGACGAAGAAUGUGAAAGACUAUCUAAAGUAAGGGACCAACUUGGGCAAGAACUGGAAGAACUCACAGCUAGCCUGUUUGAGGAAGCCCACAAGAUGGUGCGAGAAGCGAACGUCAAGCAGGCCACUGCGGAGAAGCAGUUAAAGGAGGCACAGGGGAAGAUUGAUGUUCUACAGGCUGAAGUAUCUGCUUUGAAAACACUGGUCCUCUCCACUUCCCCCACCUCUCCCUCUAAAGACCUCCCGCCCGGUGGAAAGACUCCGUUUAAGAAAGGGCACGCCCGGAACAAGAGCACCAGCAGUGCCAUGCUGGGCAGCCAGCAGGAGCUGAGCAUGAUGCAGCCCAUCGUGAGGGACUGCAGAGAGGUGGAUUUGCUGCUUUUCAGUGAAUUUAAAGCCUGGAGAGAGGAGCCCACUUUAGAAAGAACAUGCUCCUUUUUAGAACGAAUCUAUAAAGAAGAUAUUUACCCCUGUUUAACCUUCUCAAAAAGUGAGCUGGCGUCUGCGAUCCUGGAGGCUGUAGAGAACAACACUCUGAGUGUGGAGCCUGUGGGGUUCCAGUCCCUGCCCGUCGUCAAGGCUGCGGCGGUGGAGUGCGGAGGACCAAAAAAGUGCGCACUCAGCGGUCAGACAAAAAUGUGUAAACACAGGAUCAAGUUUGGAGAUUCCAGCAGCUAUUACUACGUGUCUCCCUUUUGUAGAUGUAGGAUCACUUCAGUGUGCAACUUCUUUACUUACAUCCGCUACAUUCAUCAAGGACUGGUGAAACAGGAUGCUGAACAGAUGUUUUGGGAAAUAAUGCAGCUAAGGAAGGAAAUGUCUUUUGCAAAACUUGGCUAUUACAAAGAGGAGCUGUGACACUAAUUCGAAAACCUGCAUUUCCCUGAGAGCGGUUCUGACACUGCAGAGAAUCCCUGAGAGCGGUUCUGACACUGCAGAGAAUCCCUGAGAGCGGUUCUGACACUGCAGAGAAUCCCUGAGAGCGGUUCUGACACUGCAGAGAAUCCCUGAGAGCGGUUCUGACACUGCAGAGAAUCCCUGAGAGCGGUUCUGACACUGCAGAGAGUGCCUUCCACUUCAUUUUUUUUAUUUUGGGGGGGUGGUACUGUCACAUCUUUACAGGGUGUUUAAAAAAAUUGUACAUUUGAAUCGGAAGUGAGAAUUUAAAUCUAAAUUGAAAAUGUGGCUUUAUCCUCCGCGAAUGGCGGUGACAUCAUAGGUUCCUAGUUUCUUGCAACCAAUGUAGUAACCUACCUGUCAGUGAAAGUAUACAGUAUGUAUGUAUGUAUGUAUGUAUGUAUGUAUGUAAGUAAGUAUGUGUAUCAAUGUACGUUUUGAGUUUCUGCACUGGAAUCACAAAGGCUUUCCAUUAUUUUAUUUAGUGCCUUUCUGUAAUCUAUUGAAUAAAAAUGUAUACCUCGUAAGAGAUCUUAGAGAUUCUAUUUCUUCAGCACAUCCACAGAAUAGUCGUUUUUGUUGCUGUUCCUGAGUGUAGUCUUGGAUAUAGAGGCACCUGCCGACCUGAGAACCUUCUAUCAGCCUAACAGUCAGCUCUGCCAUCUCAAACUGACAUGGGAGAGGGAGAUGCACUAUUUAUAUACGAAAGAAUGGGCAGGAUGCAUUGCAAGUGAAGCAUUUAUUUGAAGGGCUGCCUGCAUAUUUCAGGUAUUUCUAAUUUUCUGUCACACAUUCUUCAUGAUUUAUUAAUAAAGACAUGAUGAAA